GCAAUCAAACGGUACGGCGUCAAAAUGUACUUUGGAGUUGUUAUCACUUUUUCGUUUGUGCUCGUUGAGAUAUAUGGGGGACGCCCAUCUAUAGCCCUUAUUUCAGCAACAAAGGACAAACCAAAUCUUCUUUUUCAUUAUGUGAUCUUAGAAAAUGAAACUUUUAAAAACCCAAAUAUGGUGGCGAUAGCUGCUUUUGAAGAAAAAAUAAACACCACUGGUUGGUCAUCACUUACGGUGGCAACAUCGUUUAGCUUUCCUGACUAUCUACAAGCUUACUGGGCUGGGUUUUUGGAAACUAAUCUCACACUCAGUUUGACUGUCUCCCAUUGGAUAAACACUGUCAAAGAUAUGUGCCCGAUUCCACUUUCUAAAGACUGUAAAAUUUUACAUCAGUACCUAUCAGAAAAUAUGGCUUAUAUGUUAAAUGAGGCAUAUAAACAUGGUGACCAUAGUCCUUUUUGGUAUCAAGUUGCUUUACAGUUAUGGCAGCUUAAGGGAAUGUCUGAUGCCUUUAAUAGAAAAUUCAUCGACAGAGCGGACUUGUUAAACCGUAGUCAUUUGAAUACAUUGAUUAACGAAGUAAUGGGGAUUUAUUUACUACAGCUCAACGGGGAUCUUGGUGACUUAGUUAGUGCCUUAUCGGUUCUUACAUUAAAGAAAGGCAAAAACAAAAUGGGACAUCCAUUUAUCGCUAGUCCAUCGUGUUCAGCACUGAUUAAAAUAGUUGAUAAUAAUGUCUAUUUAUCGCAUGUCACAUGGUCAACAUACAGUAUUAUGCUGCGUGUAUUGAAACAUUACAACUUUCCAUGGAAAACUGUCAAUCGUACAGAUUCUCAGAAAAUUCCUGGUUUUGCAAUAACAUUUUCUUCAUAUCCAACAUUUACCAGUUCAGUUGAUGAUUUCUACUUGACAAGUGCAAAUCUCACUAUUACCGAAACUACCAAUAAUGUAUAUAAUGAUUCAUUAUGGAAUAUUGUUCGAAAUGGUAGUAGAAAUUCUGUAUUCACAUUUAUACGUGGUAUGGUUGCCAGUCGCUUGGCCAAAACAGGGGACGAAUGGAUUGCAUAUUUCAAGUACAACAACAGUGGAACGUAUAAUAAUCAGUGGAUGAUAUUUGACGCUAAACAAUGGCCAAGAAAUAAAAGAUCACUUAUGAUAGCUGAACAACUACCAGGAAUAGUGUCCAGUCUUGAUGUAACAAAUAUACUGAAAAUUCAAGGUUAUUGGGCCAGUUAUAAUCUACCGUUUAUUGAUGAUAUCUACAUACUCAGUGGAACAAAGAAUAUGGCCAAAAUGCAUGGAGACUGGUAUGUACAUAAUAUGACAUCGAGGGCCAAAAUUUUCCGACGUGAUCAUCACAAAGUUGUUGAUUUUCCAAGUAUGAUGUCGCUUAUGAGAUAUAAUGACUUCAUGAAUGAUCCAUUAUCUGCCUGUCCGUGUAAACCUCCGUACACAAGUAACAAAGCUAUAUCAGCACGAGAUGAGCUGAAUGAUCCGAAAGGACAGUAUCCAAUUCGUUCGUGGUCCUACCGCCUACAUGGAGGAACAGACGCUAAAGUUGUUGACUUAUCGAUGAUGAAUCAACUCAACAUGAUUGCAAUCAGUGGACCGACCUACGACAACUUGCCUCCAUUUCGCUGGUCACUAAUUAAAGAUGUGAAGAAACCUUUGAUGCACCCAGAUAAGUGGCAGUUCCCACCUGUGAUCACCAAAUUUAUCGAUUACCUAUCUACAAAUGGAAAUAUUUCUGCUGGAUUCCUUUCCGUAGAAUCAUUGUUUUAGUCCCCUUUAAUAAAGUAGAUUUCAUUAACCAUAUGGAUAUAACUUACUGUAGAUUGCUCUAUAAUCUGAAGUUUUGUUAGACAUUAUUGCUCUAAUCUGGUAUUGUUUGCAAAGAUCUUUCGAACUGCU
Messenger RNA from Schistosoma curassoni, 1914 nucleotides. The record is from the annotation of a GenBank genome assembly. NCBI's taxonomy places the organism in Eukaryota, Metazoa, Platyhelminthes, Trematoda, Strigeidida, Schistosomatidae.